Molecule: messenger RNA, 1434 nt
Organism: Closterium sp. NIES-65
Lineage: Eukaryota; Viridiplantae; Streptophyta; Zygnematophyceae; Desmidiales; Closteriaceae
Source: the annotation of a GenBank genome assembly
AUGGGUGCUGCACUGCACCUGUGCGCGGAGGCGGGUGGUGACUGGAGGGGCGGAGGCGGGUGGCGACUGGAGGGGUGGAGGCGGUUGGCGACUGGAGGGGCGGAGGCGGGUGGCGACUGGAGGGGCGGAGGCGGGUGGCGACUGGAGGGGCGGAGGCGGGUGGCGACUGGAGGGGGGGAGGCGGGUGGCGACUGGAGGGGCGGAGGCGGAUGGCGACUGGAGGGGCGGAGGCGGGUGGCGACUGGAGGGGCGGAGGCGGGUGGCGACUGGAGGGGCGGAGGCGGGUGGCGACUGGAGGGGCGGAGGCGGGUGGCGACUGGAGGGGCGGAGGCGGGUGGCGACUGGAGGGGCGGAGGCGGGUGGCGACUGGAGGGGCGGAGGCGGGUGGCGACUGGAGGGGCGGAGGCGGGUGGCGACUGGAGGGGCGGAGGCAGGUGGCGACUGGAGGGGCGGAGGCGGGUGGCGACUGGAGGGGCGGAGGCUGCUGCACUGCACCUGCGGGAUGGCGGCAGUGGGAUGACGCACGGCAGGCACCACUCUGGUGCCCUGCUGAUCACUGCUCGCCUCCGGAGGAACGGCGAGGCGCGGAGGGAGCAGUGCAGCUGCUGGCGAGCGCACGUGCAUGCAGCUUCGACCCCUCCUAAAUACGUUUCCGUAUCGCUGUAUUCCCCUAAUCAUCUCUCUCCUAGGCACGCGGAAGUGCGAGCGUGGUGGGAUGACGCACGGCCGGCAGUCACAAGCGUGUGGCUGCCUCCUACCCGCCCUGCUGACCACGCGCUCGAAGGCAAGCCGCGGAGGCGGCGCUGCGACGAGUCGUCUUUCUCCCACGUGUGCUGGCUUCUCCCCCUGCGUCCAUGGGUUCGGGCCUUCACGUGGGGUGAGGAGGGCGAGGGGGCAGCGCGGCGGGGCAGCAAGAGGACUUCUCUGCUUAAUCCCCGCCUUCCUUCUCUUCAGGGCCUCACGUGGGGCGAGGAGGGCGAGGGGGCAGCGCGCGCGCAUCAAGGGGCGUCCCUCUGGUUAACCCCCCCCCUUCCAUUCCCUUCAGCAUGGCGGGCAGCGUGGAGACAACACGGAGGGCGAUGGGGCAGCGCGCGCGCAUCACGAGGCGUCCCUCUGGUUAACCCCCCCCCUUCCAUUCCCUUCAGCAUGGCGGGCGUGGAGACGACACGGCGGGCGGCACGGACGGAGGUCGACUCAUGGGGCGAGGAGGGCGAGGGGGCAGCGCGGGGCAGCAAGAGGCUUCUAUCUAAUCUCCCCCUUCCAUUCCCUUCAGCAUGGCGGGUAGCGCGGAGAUCUACACGGGGGGCGGCACAGCGGGCGGCACAAGGACAGAGCUGGCAGGGUCCAAGACCCGAAGACCGCCCCCGACUGCGGCAUAGGUUUUGUGCGGCAGGGGUGGCUGACGGCAUUGGGUCGGACGCGGCCCGCGCCUGA